AAGUUUCCCACUUCACAGCAUAUUACCCUUCCCCGUAUGUUGCACGUUGCCACAAAUGAUGUGGCUGCGCCGGUGUGGCAGGCCUCAGGGUACAAAUGUUUUGCUAGGCUGGGAUUGACACCGCGUCAUUCUUACCACGCCUUCCUAGCUCUGCCAAUCUUCUUUUCACAGCCUCUGGGUUUAUAAGCUCCAGGCUCGACGUGCAAGUGAACGUGCAGGAGCUGCAGCCAAGAGCAGAGAUGGCAGAAGCAAACCCCAGUAACACUGCCCGUCCAAGCCCACGAAAGAAGCCCAGUUCGCAAAAUACGAAUGGUGCAAAGGAGAAGGCAGACGCUGCUCGCGAGAAAGAACGGAAGCAGGAGACAUCGAAAGCGGCGAAAAAGGCUCUGGCCGCACAGAAGAAAGCAAAAGAACUGACCCAGGCUGCGGCGGCUGCCGGUGACCCCGAUGAACGUCAAAAACUCCUCAAUCAGGCGCUGGAGAAGGAAGUCGAGGCCGAGACGUUUGGGAAGACGGCGAAAUAUCUCAAUUCCGGCACCUGGCAAGGCCUAUGUGCGGGCUGCGGCUUGGGAGGCAGUGUGGGAGUCUGGCUCGGCAUCGUCACCGGCACUCUGGUCGGCGGAGUGACCAGUCUCGUGACCGGGGGAUUGGGAGCGGGCAUUGGGGCUGGCGUCGGGGCGCUGCAUGGGCCGUGGUUCAAGGUUGGCGAGUGGAUGGGCGAAAGCAUUCGCAAGAUCACUGGAGACAUCCCGGGCUGGAAGGCGACGGAAGAGCAGAAAGGGGCGCUGGAGAAGAUGGUGAAUGGGGUGCGAGAACAGGAUCGGCCUGAUGAGGAAGAGCUUACGGUGAUGAGCGAAGAGGGUGGCAAGGUCAAGCCGGGACAAGGCUUCGUGGGGAAGCGAGAGGAAGAUGAAGGAGAAAAGGGCAUGCUGCAAGGCGGCAAAGGCGCGUUGAAAAAGGCCGUCAAUCCCAUGUCGAGCUCGGAGACCAGGGACGAGAGUGCUGCAUCGAAGAGGAAGGCGGAAGUCCAGGCUACUGCUGCUCGUCCCGACGCUCAAGCAGACCCCAAGCUUAGAGAGCAGUAUGCGAAGUUGGCGGGAACGGCAACGACUCCGGAUCCCCAGGCGACGGUUGCAAAGAACGGCGCCAGGAAACAGCCGCGGAAGCUGGAGAUCCGGUCUCAGCAAUCGAAUGCUACUUGAGAGGGCUAUCAAGAACUCGGUGAUUCAUCAACUCUACUCUUGUUGCUUCCACCGCAUCGAACAACUCGGGCAAAGACAGAUUCGAGGACUCGUCGAAGCGUGUGACGCGGCGGCAGCAACUAUAGCGGAACCGCCAUGCGCCAGGCG
Molecule: messenger RNA, 1349 nt
Organism: Neohortaea acidophila
Lineage: Eukaryota; Fungi; Ascomycota; Dothideomycetes; Mycosphaerellales; Teratosphaeriaceae
Exons: 1
Coding region: 240-1202 (320 amino acids)
Source: RefSeq, a predicted model, not a curated record